Messenger RNA from Scleropages formosus (Asian bonytongue), 1182 nucleotides. RefSeq names its product NPHS2 stomatin family member, podocin (gene nphs2). Gene Ontology annotation, cellular component: plasma membrane. The coding region runs from base 1 to 1182 and encodes 393 amino acids. The transcript is spliced from 8 exons. The record is from RefSeq and is a predicted model, not a curated record. NCBI's taxonomy places the organism in Eukaryota, Metazoa, Chordata, Actinopteri, Osteoglossiformes, Osteoglossidae.
AUGGAAGGGAACACAAGGUUGAGUUCCUCCCGGUCCCGUUCAAGAACAAGAAAAGGCACCAUGAAGCACAGGUCAUCUGACUCUCGGGAGCAACAACACAGAACCAGAAAGAUGCUGAAGGCACUGGAUGGUGUGGAGAAGAAAAAGACAGUCAGAAAAGAACCUCAGAUGGAAGCAACCAAAGCGGAAGAACAGGAGGAGGAAAGACCCAAGCUAAACUCCACUGUUGUGAACGUGGACAGUGUGAGGGACAAAGAAGGGGACGAUGAAGCAGAAGAGUCACUCGGGCUUCUGGAGUGGGAGAGGCCAGAGGAAGGCUUAAAGAAAAGAAAUCUGGGUUUGUGCGAGUGGCUUCUAACAGGCAUGGCUCUUGUGAUCAUAUUCCUCUCCUUUCCUCUGUCCAUCUGGCUCUGCGUGACGAUAGUCAGAGAACAUGAGCGAGCAAUUAUCUUUCGACUUGGACACCUACUGGAAGGGAAGCCCAGGGGACCAGGACUCCUUUUCUACAUCCCAUUCUUGGAUGUGUGUCAGAAGGUGGACAUUAGGCUAAAAAUGCUCAAAAUUGUCCCACACACGGUGGUGACAAAGGACCUGGUGACCACAGAGCUGAGUGCGGUUUGUUACUACCGCAUGGAGAAUGUGUCCUUAUGCUUCACUGCCCUGUCAGGGAUCUCUAACAUGUUGCAGGGGAUGUUUCAAGUCACCGAGCGGGACGUUCUGGCCCACUACACUUUCUCUCAGAUUCUGCUGGACAGGAAAGAGGUCACCAAAGAAAUCCAGGUGGCCCUUGAUGCUGUGACUUCUCAGUGGGGAAUCAAGGUGGAGAGGGCAGAAAUAGAGGACAUCCAUCUCCCAGCUGAACUUCAGCACAGCCUGGCUGCUGAAGCAGAGGCCAAAAGGCUGGCGCAGAUCAAAAUCAUUGCGGCAGAAGGAGAGCGGGCAGCCUGUGAAGCCCUGAAGGCCUCCGUAGAAAGUCUGUCUGGGUCCCCAGCUGCCAUUCAGCUCCGUCUGCUGCAGCUCUUGCAGACUCUGCGAACAGAACAUCCAACCCUUGUCCUCAAUCUGCCUUCGGAGCUCCUAGCCCUGCCUGCUCACACAUCUGCUUCUCCUGAGCCAGUCAGUCACAGCCUCACAGUGGAGAAUCCCACUGAGAAAUCCCACAGAGAUUCCCCAAUGAUGUAG